AUGAGUGCGAUGGUUCUGCGCCUAAAAAAGGCGGGCAUCAACACGGAAGUCUUGCAGGUGCUUCCCACCCCCUCCAACCCUCGUUCCCCCUCUCCUGCUUGCUUCCCACCCCCUCCAACCCUCGUUCCCCCUCUCCUGCUUGCUUCCCACCCCCUCCAACCCUCGUUCCCCCUCUCCUGCUUGCUUCCCACCCCCUCCAACCCUCGUUCCCCCUCUCCUGCUUGCUUCCCACCCCCUCCAACCCUCGUUCCCCCUCUCCUGCUUGCUUCCCACCCCCUCCAACCCUCGUUCCCCCUCUCCUGCUUGCUUCCCACCCCCUCCAACCCUCGUUCCCCCUCUCCUGCUUGCUUCCCACCCCCUCCAACCCUCGUUCCCCCUCUCCUGCUUGCUUCCCACCCCCUCCAACCCUCGUUCCCCCUCUCCUGCUUGCUUCCCACCCCCUCCAACCCUCGUUCCCCCUCUCCUGCUUGCUUCCCACCCCCUCCAACCCUCGUUCCCCCUCUCCUGCUUGCUUCCCACCCCCUCCAACCCUCGUUCCCCCUCUCCUGCUUGCUUCCCACCCCCUCCAACCCUCGUUCCCCCUCUCCUGCUUGCUUCCCACCCCCUCCAACCCUCGUUCCCCCUCUCCUGCUUGCUUCCCACCCCCUCCAACCCUCGUUCCCCCUCUCCUGCUUCCUUCCCACCCCCUCCAACCCUCGUUCCCCCUCUCCUGCUUGCUUCCCACCCCCUCCAACCCUCGUUCCCCCUCUCCUGCUUGCUUCCCACCCCCUCCAACCCUCGUUCCCCCUCUCCUGCUUCCUUCCCACCCCCUCCAACCCUCGUUCCCCCUCUCCUGCUUGCUUCCCACCCCCUCCAACCCUCGUUCCCCCUCUCCUGCUUGCUUCCCACCCCCUCCAACCCUCGUUCCCCCUCUCCUGCUUGCUUCCCACCCCCUCCAACCCUCGUUCCCCCUCUCCUGCUUCCUUCCCACCCCCUCCAACCCUCGUUCCCCCUCUCCUGCUUGCUUCUCACCCCCUCCAACCCUCGUUCCCCCUCUCCUGCUUGCUUCCCACCCCCUCCAACCCUCGUUCCCCCUCUCCUGCUUGCUUCCCACCCCCUCCAACCCUCGUUCCCCCUCUCCUGCUUACUUCCCACCCCCUCCAACCCUCGUUCCCCCUCUCCUGCUUGCUUCCCACCCCCUCCAACCCUCGUUCCCCCUCUCCUGCUUGCUUCCCACCCCCUCCAACCCUCGUUCCCCCUCUCCUGCUUGCUUCCCACCCCCUCCAACCCUCGUUCCCCCUCUCCUGCUUGCUUCCCACCCCCUCCAACCCUCGUUCCCCCUCUCCUGCUUCCUUCCCACCCCCUCCAACCCUCGUUCCCCCUCUCCUGCUUGCUUCCCACCCCCUCCAACCCUCGUUCCCCCUCUCCUGCUUGCUUCCCACCCCCUCCAACCCUCGUUCCCCCUCUCCUGCUUGCUUCCCACCCCCUCCAACCCUCGUUCCCCCUCUCCUGCUUGCUUCCCACCCCCUCCAACCCUCGUUCCCCCUCUCCUGCUUGCUUCCCACCCCCUCCAACCCUCGUUCCCCCUCUCCUGCUUGCUUCCCACCCCCUCCAACCCUCGUUCCCCCUCUCCUGCUUGCUUCCCACCCCCUCCAACCCUCGUUCCCCCUCUCCUGCUUGCUUGCACCCCCUCCAACCAUCGUUCCCCCUCUCCUGCUUGCUUCCCACCCCCUCCAACCCUCGUUCCCCCUCUCCUGCUUGCUUGCACCCCCUCCAACCAUCGUUCCCCCUCUCCUGCUUGCUUCCCACCCCCUCCAACCCUCGUCCCCCCUCUCCUGCUUGCUUCCCACCCCCUCCAACCCUCGUCCCCCCUCUCCUGCUUGCUUCCCACCCCCUCCAACACUCGUCCCCCCUCUCCUGCUUGCUUCCCACCCCCUACAACCCUCGUUCCCCCUCUCCUGCUUGCUUCCCACCCCCUACAACCCUCGUCCCCCCUCUCCUGCUUGCUUGCCACCCCCUCCAACCCUCGUAAACCCUCUCCUGCUUGCUUCGCACCCCCUCCAACCCUCGUUCCCCCUCUCCUGCUUGCUUGCCACCCCCUCCAACCCUCGUUCCCCCUCUCCUGCUUGCUUUCCACCCCCUCCAACCCUCGUUCCCCCUCUCCUGCUUGCUUGCCACCCCCUCCAACCCUCGUUCCCCCUCUCCUGCUUGCUUCCCACCCCCUCCAACCCUCGUUCCCCCUCUCCUGCUUGCUUCCCACCCCCUCCAACCCUCGUUCCCCCUCUCCUGCUUGCUUCCCACCCCCUCCAACCCUCGUUCCCCCUCUCCUGCUUGCUUCCCACCCCCUCCAACCCUCGUUCCCCCUCUCCAGUUUCCUUCCCACCCCCUCCCAACCCUCGUGCACACAGCACUUGCGAUUCCGCCACACGACAAGAUGGAAUGGACGUCACGGGGGCAGUUUGUCAAGGCUAG
Molecule: messenger RNA, 2451 nt
Organism: Closterium sp. Naga37s-1
Lineage: Eukaryota; Viridiplantae; Streptophyta; Zygnematophyceae; Desmidiales; Closteriaceae
Source: the annotation of a GenBank genome assembly